GGUCUGAAAAAUUAGUGCAAUUCCUAAAUUGCAUGUUUAAUUAAUCGACGGUUAAUUUGAUUAGUGAUUGGCGCUGAAACUAUUAAGCAGCUGAGAUCCAUGGCGGCGGACUGGCAGUGGGAGAACGCGGCCGCCGGAUCCGCCGCCGGCCUCGCCACUGUCAGCUUCACUCACCCGCUCGACGUCGUCCGCACUCGAUUCCAAGUGAACGACGGUCGCUUACUGCACCUCCCUACCUAUAAGAACACUCCUCACGCUCUAUUCACCAUUGCUCGCACCGAGGGUCUCAGAGGGCUGUAUGCUGGAUUUUAUCCUGCCGUCCUUGGCUCAACCAUUUCCUGGGGUUUAUAUUUCUUCUUCUACAACAAUGCCAAAGAGCGCUAUCUGAGAAGCAGAGCAGAACUGACCCCUGGUCUUCAUCUUGCAUCAGCUGCUGAAGCUGGAGCCUUGGUCAGUUGUUGUACUAAUCCUAUAUGGCUGGUGAAGACAAGGUUACAGCUUCAGACUCCACAGCAAGCUCGACCAUAUUCUGGCUUUCAUGAUGCUUUGAGAACCAUAUUGAGAGAAGAGGGAUGGAAAGCACUCUACAAAGGACUCGGUCCUGGUCUGUUUCUGAUUACACAUGGUGCUAUUCAGUUCACAACAUAUGAGGAACUUCGGAAAAUGGUUAUCAGAUUCAGAACUACAGAAAGUGAACAAAGUUUUAAUUCUGGUGUUAAUUCAUUGGACUCAAUUGAUUAUGCCGUAUUAGGUGCUUCUUCAAAGCUGGCUGCCAUUAGCAUGACGUAUCCAUUUCAAGUUAUUCGAGCUCGAUUACAGCAACGCCCAACUAUUAAGGGCAUCCCAAGAUAUAUAGAUAGCUGGCAUGUCGCCAAAGAAACUCUAAGAUUUGAGGGUUAUCGAGGUUUCUACAAGGGCAUAACUGCAAACGUGCUGAAAAACGCUCCUGCUGCCUCGGUUACAUUUAUCGUGUAUGAGAAUGUGCUGAAUAUGUUGAAACUGACUAGGAGGAAAGAUAUCUGAUUUCAUCAUUUAUUCAUUCUUUUUAUAACUGAGAUAACAAUUGUUAGUGUCAGUCACAACGGAUUGCAUUUCAAUGAUAUUUAAUAAAACUAUUACACAUUUUUGGA
This is a messenger RNA of Salvia hispanica, 1130 nucleotides long. It is a transcript of the gene FOLT1, whose product is annotated as folate transporter 1. Gene Ontology annotation, biological process: nucleotide transport; transmembrane transport. The record is from RefSeq and is a predicted model, not a curated record. NCBI's taxonomy places the organism in Eukaryota, Viridiplantae, Streptophyta, Magnoliopsida, Lamiales, Lamiaceae.